Messenger RNA from Protopolystoma xenopodis, 279 nucleotides. NCBI's taxonomy places the organism in Eukaryota, Metazoa, Platyhelminthes, Monogenea, Polystomatidea, Polystomatidae. The record is from the annotation of a GenBank genome assembly.
AUGCCGGAUUUAUGCGCGAAACGCUUCCUUCCUUCUGCAUGCUACUGUCUUCCUAUCAGCUUCAUGUUAUGUCUGCUCUUCUUCCGGCAAGUAAUAAUCUUCUUUGUCCUUACUUUUCGGGCUAAGGGUCAGCUAAAAACCGAAGUGAAGCAGCUGCCCAGGCUUGAACGUCUGCUUUUUACCAAUCAAUUACACGGUUCCUUCCAGUUGAUGGCGCGUCUUCCCGACGGCCAACCAACUCGGACCGGUAUUGAUAGUCUCUAUCUGUUGGCAAUGUAA